UCCUGGCUUCCGGUGGCGUUUCGCGACUGCCCUGCCUGUGGCCUGUCGCUUGUGUGGUUGUUGUGGGUUGCCGUGCAGCGACUUCCUUCCGUCUCCUCCUGCGUUCCGAGCUCUCCGGAGCCUGGCGAGGCCCGGUUCGGCCUCCGCUGCUCCCUGGCCCCGGCGUCCGCCCGCUAGUGGAGGGCCGGUUCCCGGGAGCCGCGCGUGCACCUCCUCCUCGUCCUCCCGGGGCCUGGCGCGGGGAUGCCCGCGGGCUACGCUUGCUAAGGGAGCUAGGGGAGGAGUAGUUCAAAAUGUCAAAAAUUAGGAGGAAGGUCACAGUGGAAAAUACCAAGACCAUAUCUGACAGCACAUCCAGAAGACCUAGUGUGUUUGAGAGGCUUGGGCCCAGCACUGGCAGUGCAGCAGAGACACAGUGCCGUAACUGGCUGAAGACUGGUAACUGCCUCUAUGGAAACACAUGCCGAUUCAUCCAUGGCCCCUCACCUCGUGGGAAAGGUUACAGCAGCAAUUACAGAAGGUCACCAGAAAGACCCACGGGUGAUCUCAGAGAAAGAAUGAAGAACAAACGCCAGGAUGUGGAUACUGAACCCCAGAAACGAAAUGCGGAUGAGUCGUCCUCACCUGUUAGGAAAGAAUCUUCAAGAGGGAGACAUAGAGACAAGGAAGACAUAAAAAUUGUUAAGGAGAGAACACCAGAAAGUGAAGAAGAAAAUGUAGAAUGGGAAACUAACAGAGAUGAUUCUGACAAUGGAGAUAUUAAUUAUGAUUAUGUUCAUGAGUUAUCGCUGGAAAUGAAGCGGCAAAAAAUACAGAGAGAAUUAAUGAAGCUAGAACAAGAAAAUAUGGAUAAGAGAGAAGAGAUUAUUAUUCAAAAGGAGGUUUCACCAGAAGUGGUUAGAUCAAAAUUGUCUCCAUCACCAUCUCUAAGAAAGUCCAGUAAGUCUCCAAAGCACAAAUCAAGCCCCAAGUCAUCUUCAACUAGCAAGAAAGAAAGGAAGCCUGCUGUCAUGCCUUCUCCCCUGUUGGACCAGCAGAGGAAUUCAAAAAGCAACCAAAGUAAAAAGAAAGGGCCACGUACUCCUAGUCCUCCUCCACCUAUUCUAGAAGAUAUUGCUCUGGGGAAAAAAUACAAAGAAAAGUAUAAAGUGAAAGAUAGGAUAGAAGAAAAGCCAAGAGAUGCAAAGGACAGAGGACGGGAUUUUGAAAGGCAGAGAGAAAAGAGAGACAAACCAAGGUCUUCUUCCCCUUCGGGACAACAUCAUUCCCCCAUAUCUUCUAGACACCACUCAUCGUCCUCACAGUCGGGAUCAUCUAUUCAGAGACAUUCCCCUUCUCCUCGCCGGAAAAGAACUCCUUCACCGUCCUACCAGCGGACAUUAACUCCAUCUUUACGGCGUUCUGUUUCUCCUUAUCCUUCACAUUGCUUAUCUUCUCCUCAGAGAAAGCAGAGCCCUCCAAGACAUCGUUCUCCCAUGCGAGAGAAAGGGAGACACGAUCAUGAAAGAACUUCACAGUCUCAUGAUCGGCGGCAUGAGAGGAGGGAAGAAACUAGAGGCAAAAGGGAUAGAGAAAAGGACACUAGAGAAGAGCGUGAGUAUGAACAGGAUCUGAGCUCUUCUCGAGACCACAGAGAUGAGAGAGAAUCCCGGGAUGGCCGAGACCGGAGAGAUGUGAGAGACCGCAGGGAGCUGCGGGACUGCAGAGACGUCCGGGACUGCCGGGACAUGAGGGACUACAGCAGAGACACCAAGGAGAGUCGCGACCCCAGAGAUUCCCGGUCAGCUCGGGAUGCCCAUGACUACAGAGACCGCGAGGGCCGGGGUGUCCAUCCGAAGGAGGACACGUACCAGGAAGAGUCCCGGAGUUACAGCAGAAACCACUUGAGAGAAGAAAGUUCCCGUACAGAAAUAAGGAGUGAUUCUAGAAAUGAGUCCCGAAGUGAAAUUAGGAGUGACCGGAUGGGCAGAAGUAGGGGGAGAGGCCCAGAAAUACCUGAAAAGGGAAGCCGAGGAACAAGAAGUUCUCAGAUGGAUAGCCAUAGCAGUAGCAGCAACUAUCAUGACAGCUGGGAACCUCGAAGCAGCUAUCCCGAAAGAGACAGAUAUCCCGAGAGAGACUCUCGGGAGCAAGCAAGGGAUUCUUCCUUUGAGAGAAGGCACGGAGAAAGAGACCGCCGAGACAACAGAGAAAGAGAUCAAAGACCAAGCUCACCAAUUCGUCAUCAGGGAAGGUCUGACGAGCUUGAGCGUGAUGAGAGACGAGAGGAACGAAGAGUAGACAGAGUAGACGAAAGAAGAGAGGAACGGGCUAGAGAGAGAGAGAGGGAACGCGAGCGGGAGAGGGAGCGGGAGAGAGAGAGGGAGCGGGAGCGGGAACGGGAUCGUGAAAGAGAAAAAGAGAGAGAGAGGGAGCUAGAAAGAGAGCGUGCCAGAGAGCGCGAUAGAGAACGAGAGAAAGAGAGGGAUCGGGAGAGAGAGAGGGAUCGUGACCACGAUAGGGAGAGGGAGAGAGAGAGGGAACGGGAUAGAGAAAAGGAGCGGGAGCGGGAGAGAGAGGAAAGGGAGAGGGAGAGGGAGAGAGAACGGGAGAGAGAGAGAGAACGAGAACGAGAGCGGGAGCGAGAAAGGGCAAGAGAACGAGAUAAAGAACGGGAACGUCAGAGAGAGUGGGAAGAGAGGGGGCGAGAGGACCGCCGAGAGAAGCGAGAAGACAUCCGAGAAGAGCGGAACCCCAGAGAUGGCCACGAGGAGAGGAAAUCCAAGAAGCGCUAUAGAAAUGAAGGGAGUCCCAGCCCUCGGCAGUCUCCUAAGCGCAGGCGUGAGCAUUCUCCUGACAGUGACACCUAUAGUGGAGAUGACAAAAAUGAAAAGCAUAGGCUCUCAAGCCAGGUUGUGCGACCACAGGACUCUCGGUCUGUCAGCCCGUCACACCUUGCAGAAGACAGGCAGGGCAGGUGGAAAGAGGAAGAUCGCAAAUCAGAAAGAAAGGAGAGUUCAAGGCGCUAUGAGGAGCAGGAACUCAAAGAGAAGCUUUCUGUUGAUAGACAGAGAGAACAGGCAGAAAUCGUGGAAAGCUCACGUGGUCGGACCCAAGACAUGAUCAGCCACCACCAGUCAGAAGAUCGUGAUGUAUCUGACCGAGCCCAUGAUGAAAAUAAGAAGAAAGCAAAAUUUCAAAAGAAACCUAUUAAGAAAAAAAAAGAGGAUGAUAUUGGAAUAGAGAGGGGCAAUGCUGAGGCUUCUGAAGAUGGUCAAGUCUUUUCACCAAAAAAAGGACAGAAGAAGAAAAAUAUUGACAAAAAGCGUAAAAGAUCCAAAGGUGACUCCGAUGUUUCUGAGGAAGAAGCAGCUCAGCAGAGCAAGAAGAAGAGAGGCCCCCGCACACCGCCUCUGACAACCAAGGAGGAAUUGAUUGAAAUUUCUAAUGAUAAGGAUGGCAUGCUAGAGGAUCCACUGAAGAAAGAAGAGACAGCCUUUAGCGACUGGUCCGAUGAAGAUGUGCCUGAGCGCACAGAGGGCCUGGAGCCCGAGCACACUGCCACCUCUGCCAUGCCUGGGAGAACCCCUUCCCCUCUGUCCUCUCUUCUCCCUCCUCCGCCUCCUGUGGCUGCUGCCAGUACUGCAGCUGCUGCUCUUGUCUCUGCUGCUGUUGCUGCCACCACCUCUGCUGCCAUCUCCAGCUCUGCCAUGGCCUCCAAUACCAGUGCUGCUUUUGCCAGUGAAGACUCACAUAGAAAAUGCCAGAGGACACGAGUGGAAAAGUUAGAAGUAUCUCAUGUGACUAUAGAAGAUACACCACAUCGCAAGCUGGUGGAUCAAAAGAGGAGCAGCAGCCUUGGGAGCAAUCGCAGUAAUCGGAGUCACACCUCUGGUCGCCUGCGCUCCCCAUCCAAUGAUUCUGCCCAUCGAAGUGGCGAUGACCAGGGUAGUCGAAAGAGAGUGCUGCAUAGUGGCUCUGGAGAUAGAGAGAAAACAAAAAGCCUGGAGAUCACAGGAGAGAGGAAAUCUAGGAUUGAUCAGUUAAAGCGUGGAGAACCCAGUCGAAGUACUUCUUCAGAUCGCCAGGAUUCCAGAAGCCACAGCUCAAGAAGAAGCUCUCCUGAGUCAGAUCGGCAAGUCCAUUCACGAUCUGGGUCGUUUGAUAGUAGAGACAGGAUUCAAGAACGAGAUAGAUACGAACAUGACCGUGAACGGGAGAGAGACAGAAGAGAGACAAGGCAGAGAGAAUGGGACCGAGAAGCUGAUAAGGAUUGGCCACGGACCAGAGAGAGAGAGAGAUUGAGGGAACGAGAGAGAGAACGAGACAAGAGAAGAGACUUGGACAGAGAAAGAGAGAGACUGCUUGCUGACUCCACAGAAAGGGACAGAGAGCGAGAUAAAAUUUUUGAGACCUCUUCUCAAAUUGAAUCUGUGAAACGUAGUGAGGCAAAACUGGAGACUGAGCAUGAAAGAGAUGUAGACAGCAGUUCCCGGGACUCCUUGGCUGUGGAUAAGGAGAGAGUAGAUAGAGACUUGGGGCCUUUGCAGGGACUGGAAGAUGUGAUGAAUAAGGCGGAGAGAACAGAGAGCCUGGAAGCAGGAGAUGAUGAAUCCAAGUUAGAUGAUGUGCAUUCAUUAGGAUCUGGUGCUGGGGAAGGAUAUGAGCCAAUCAGUGACGAUGAACUAGAUGAAAUUCUGGCAGGUGAUGCAGAAAAGAGAGAAGAGCAGCAGGAUGAAGAGAGGAUACCAGAUCCAUUAGACGUAAUAGAUGUGGAUUGGUCUGGUCUGAUGCCAAAGCAUCCAAAAGAACCCCGAGAGCCUGGAGCUGCCCUCCUAAAAUUUACCCCUGGAGCCGUUAUGCUGAGAGUUGGGAUUUCUAAAAAGUUGGCAGGUUCUGAACUGUUUUCUAAAGUCAAAGAGACGUGUCAGAGACUUUUAGAAAAACCCAAAGAUACAGACAACCUUUUUGAACAUGAACUGGGGGCUCUCAACAUGGCUGCAUUACUACGAAAAGAAGAAAGAGCAAGUCUUCUUAGUAACCUGGGACCAUGUUGUAAAGCAUUAUGUUUCAGACGGGAUUCUGCAAUCCGAAGGCAACUUGUGAAAAAUGAAAAGGGUACUGUGAAGCAGGCAUACACCAACACACCAGUGGUAGACAACGAGCUGCUGCGGCUGAGCCUGCGGCUAUUUAAAAAGAAGACCACAUGCCUUGCUCCUGGAAAUGAGAAGACUGAAGAUGACAGACUAGCACAGUCCAGCAUCCAGCAGGAGCUGUGUGUGACGUGAGCCAGAGCUUCAGAACGGCCCUUCGGUACUGUCCUCUUUCAGUACAUAGUCCUUCUCAGAGUCAGGACAGAAAGAUUUAUUGGCCACACUAAAAGGCUGAAGAACUGUGAUCUGUAGAGAUGCCUAAUUUAAGAUUUUACAUUAAUUUUUAUACUUGACACUCAGGCAAAAUAAUGUGAAAGCAUCUAGAUUUAGUAGUUUAAGUCUUCCUUUAUUGAAACUGGAGGUUUAGAAAAUGGCCACUACUGCUCUUCCAGCCUACGAGUACUCUCUUUGAAAUGGAAACAUCGAUUUAUAUUCUGGACGGACAUACAGAGACUGAUCUUGCUCAGAAAGACGGUGUUCAUGGAAGCCAGCCGCUUACACUCUACAAAACCAUGCUGUACAGAACACUGAAGAGGGUACUGGCUGUGCAUAGCAUAUCUGUAGGCAAACCUCCAGCAGACAAAGCCUAGAUCUUUGGUUUUCUUAUUGAAAUUUUUAAAAUAGAUGACUUCAUGGGAUUUUUUAUGUGUUGUACAUUACUACAUUGUAUAUUGGAUGCCUUUGGACACCAGGUGGGUUUCUGUUGUUCGUUAUCAGAGACUGUUCUAUUUUUAUUUUUAAUAAAUGUACUUCCUCUUUCCUUGUUCUAGAUUUCCCUUGCUCUUUAUUACAUAUUCCUGAUACUCAAAAGUAUAUAUCAUCAACAUUAUAGUUUCAUGCUUCAAAUAUGUUCUUCUUGUGUACUUAGUGUUGGAGAGCUAUAUAUAGUGUGAACAGAUUUGAGGGCAUCCUUUAAAUAUAGCUCAGUAAUUCUUGAAGCAAACCAAGGAUUAACAAACCUGUUGUCUGAGUUUGAAAAUCCUGCCGUCGUAUUUCAGGGCUAACCUGCCUCCAUCCAUCCUGUACUGUGUAAAAAUGAUUUUUUUGAAAAUUUCCAAAUACUUGGUUCUGUAUUCAUGUUUAACUCAAGAAGUGUACUCUUGGGAGGAUUUUUUAAUGGACUACAAGUUGCAGAAUGGUUGGCAGACAGUAGUAAUGAUGAGGAUGGUAAAAGAAGAAAUGUUAGUUUGUUGAUGACUUUUCACAGGGUUUAUUAGAGCUGUGAGCCUGUGUUACCUGCCUCUGGUUUCAUAUUCCCUUCUCUAAAGACAGUGUAAUCAUACUAGUGUAAUGUGUCUAUUCAUUUCAAGAAACAUUUAUUGUGCAGUUCAUUUUUACAAGAUAAUUGCCUGGCAAAGGAAAUAAUCUUAUUUGUAAGUCUUAUUUGAAAGCAUGUAUGAGAAAAAUCACCAGUGGAGUGGAGGGAAAAGUAAUUAAAGUUUCCUGGUGUCAUUUUCUUUUUCUAAAUGCUUUGAAUAAAGAGAAAUGAACUGAAAUUA
Nannospalax galili (Upper Galilee mountains blind mole rat) is the source of this 6631-nucleotide messenger RNA. It is a transcript of the gene Zc3h13, whose product is annotated as zinc finger CCCH-type containing 13. Lineage: Eukaryota; Metazoa; Chordata; Mammalia; Rodentia; Spalacidae. Gene Ontology annotation, molecular function: metal ion binding. The coding region runs from base 294 to 5267 and encodes 1657 amino acids. The transcript has 19 exons. Gene Ontology annotation, cellular component: nuclear speck. The record is from RefSeq and is a predicted model, not a curated record.